UAUCAAUUUGUUGGUAAGUGAUUUCACUAUUUACACCUGCUCUUACUCGCCAUGUUAUAUAGGGAUACUACCCCUAACUUACUCGCCAUGUUAUAUAUUCAAAUGUCUGCCCUAUCAAUUUGUUGAUAUUGCAGGUCAAAAUCUUUUAUUGUUUUAUGAUUAUUUGGUGAAUGUUAUUCGUCAAACAGACAAGGAUACAUUGAUAUUUUACGAGAGUGUAACUUAUGGAAUAUUUUUUCCAUUUGUCAAUGGAAUACCUGGUACUGGCAUGCAACGUGUUCCUGGUCUAUUACAAGAUGAGAUGGCCAGAAAGAAGAGUGUAUUAUCUUAUCAUUACUACUGUUGGCUAUUGCAAUCGACACCAGCUACAGAGCAUAUGCCAUCAUGGAAACCAUAUUUGUGUGAUCAGCUUCUCUUGAAUUAGGCAUUCAAAAAUGUGAAAAGUAUAGUUCAAUCCACUGGUGGCGGACGGUUUUUAACAGAAUUCGGUCUGUGUCUUCCUGAUGGUAAUCCAGAUUCAAUAAAUACGGUUGAAUGUAAUGCUGUGCUGAAUGCAGCAGACAGGAACUUCGAAUCAUGGACGUAAUGGGACGGAUAUGAAUUAUUUUCUAACUUAAAUGUAGAAAACAUUUCCA
Schistosoma rodhaini is the source of this 635-nucleotide messenger RNA. NCBI's taxonomy places the organism in Eukaryota, Metazoa, Platyhelminthes, Trematoda, Strigeidida, Schistosomatidae. The record is from the annotation of a GenBank genome assembly.